AUGGUCACUUUGUGCGUCUCAUAAGACACAACUUUCCUACUACAAUAACCCGAUUCUGGCACAUCGGCUAUAAAAAUAAUUCCGUCGUCACUGACACACGACCAGCCGAACACACACGCCUAUUUUUGUUUGUUUGUGUCAGGCAAUAGGUCCGAGGAUACUUUCGUAUGGAGUCCAACUGAUGACUCCGGAUAAUAUUUCUCCAGUUUUCGUGAUAGCUUCCACAUAGGUUUCACGAUGGGCGAACUGGACAUUGAAACAGGCGCUAAUGUCGUAAAGAAAGCCGGAUGGUCAUCCAAGGUUUUAAAAUGGAUAAUUUUCGGAAGUGUGAUGGGAGUUACUGGCCUUGCUGGUAUUCUUAUUGGUUUAGGGCUUUCUGGAAAGCUUGGGAGUAGCGAUUCCAAUCUUAUUCCAAUUGGAAGCACAGCCACACAGAAAGGCCGACCUGAAUCCUUAAAUGACGCCCAGAACCGACAGGGUCUCCACGGUCGCAACUCUAAUGACCUGGCAAGUUUGGCCGCAGCUGGAAUUAUGGGCAACGAAAUUGCCGAUUCACUGGAGGAUGUAACUAAUGAUAUAUUUGACGAUACUGUUGGAGAUGCCUUUGAUAACGUUGCUGAUGUCGACUUUGGAGACUUUGGAAAUGUUAUUGAUGAUGGUUUCGACAAUGUAAUCGGUGAUACAUUUGAGGAUGUAGGAGAAGGCUUCAGAGACGCAGUUGAAGAUGUGGGAGAAGGAGUCGGAAAUAUAAGAGAAGGGAUGGGAGAUGCUUUAGAAGACGUAGGAGAAAGUAUAGGAGAUGCAGUAGGCGAUGUUGGAGAAUGGAUAGGAGACGCAGUAGAAGACGUGGGAGAAAAUGUGGGAGAUGCACUUGAAGAUGUAGGAGAAGGGAUGGGAGAUGCAUUUGAAAACGUAGGAGAGGGGAUGGGAGAUGCGCUGGAAAACGUAGGAGAUGCAGUGAAAAACGUAGGAGAAGGUAUUGGAGAUGCAAUGGACAAUAUUGGAGAUGUAGUGGAAGAUGUAGGAGAGGGUAUUCGAGAUACAGUUGAAGACAUUGGAGAAGGGAUCCGUGAUAAUUUAGAAGAUGCAGCAGAAGGUAUCGGGGAUGCAUUUGAAGACUUAGGAGAUGGGCUUGGAGACACCGUUGAAGAUAUAGGGGAAGGUGUUGGAGAUGCAUUUGGAAAUUUUAGGGACGCAUUGGAAGACGUUGGAGACGGUGUUAGGGAUGCAGCCGAGGAUGUAAGAGACGGUAUUGGAGAUGCAUUGGAAGAUGUGGGAGAACGUAUUGGGGAUGUAAUGGGAGAUGUAGGAGACGGUAUUGGAGAUGCAAUGGGGGAUGUAGGAGAAGGUAUUCUGGAUGUAAUGGGAGAUGUAGGAGACGGUAUUGGAGAUGCAAUGGGAGAUGCAGGAGACGGCAUUGGAGAUGCAAUGGGAGAUGUAGGAGAAGGUAUUCUGGAUGUCAUGGGAGAUGUAGGAGACGGUAUUGGAGAUGUAGGAGACGGUAUUGGAGAUGCAAUGGGAGAUGUAGGAGAAGGUAUUCUGGAUGUCAUGGGAAAUGUAGGAGAUGGUAUUGGAGAUGCAAUGGGAGAUAUGAGAGACGGUAUUGGAGAUGUAAUGGGAGAUGUAGGUGACGGUAUUGGAGAUGCAAUGGGAGAUCUAGGAGACGGUAUUGGAGAUGCAAUGGGAGAUGUAGGUGACGGUAUUGGAGAUGCAAUGGGAGAUGUGGGAGAAGGAAUUGGAGAUACGUUUGAAGGUGUUGGAGACGGGAUCAGAAAUGCAUUUGAGAAUGUUGGAGAAGGUAUUAGAGAUGCAGUUCAAAACGUGGGAGAAGGUUUUGGAGAAGCAUUCGAUGACAUGGGAGAUGGAUUUGGGGACCUGGGAGACGGUCUGGGUGAUCUUGGCGAUGACAUGAUGGACGGAGACGGCAACGGGAUGAUGGCCAUGAUGGCUAUGAGCAAAUACAACAAGAACAAUGGCUUCAACGACAUGGCGGCAGGUCUUCCGUUCUUCAUGGACGAUGACAUGGGGGAUUUUAUGGAAUUCUAACAUCAGCGUCAGAUUCAGCGUUGUGGUCUGGAGGUCAGCAUCUCACGUUAGGAAGGUCGACUGGAUAGUGGUCCAGAACAGUAAAAUAUAGCGUCAAAUCUGGCUAUGAAAGCAUCAACGAAGUACGGUUUUAUUUUAGGUGGCCUUGAUACAAGCUUACAAAUUACCUUCUGAUGACCAAGAUUACUAGGGAAAUGGUUUAUGAUGAAGGAAAAUUAAUUAUAGAGGUAUUAACACAAAUAUUUAUGAGUGAUAUUUUAAUUUAUUAUGCUCCAAUUAAUAAGUAAUAUUUCAUAUACGUCAUGUACAUGUUAGAGCCAGCUGAACAAAAGGAAUAUACAUUAUAUACUAGUAUAUCGGAAAUGCCAUUUAUAGACAUACGUGUGUUUAUUCAGUGUGCUCUUUGUAAGAUGUUCGAGUUUGUUUUAUUAACGAAGUACAUGACAACAACGCAAACAAUAUAUUUCUAUUAAAAGUGCAUUGAAUAUAAGUAAAAUAUGAUGAUAAUGUGUACAUAUUUGUAAAUAGUGUUUGGAGACAUUCAGGACACAGUUAAUGGACACUGAAGCGAUGUUAAUACAAUUGUUGGGAGUCUAUAUAUCGAACAAGAUAUUUGUAUAAUUAAAUAUGUAAGUUGCACAAAUUAAAAACAAAAUGUCAUCUAAUUGAAUUAUAUAAUAAUAAUGAAGCCCGAUCGCACAAAAACUAUAUUCUCAUAACAUUAUGUCAAGUCAUAGGGCUUUACGUGCACAUUCAGAGCAAGCUGUUGUAGCGCACGCUCAUAACAUUGUGAUGAAUUGUGAAUUAUAUAUUCUUGCGAACAUUCCAUUUAAUUGGUUAGAGUAAAAAACAAAAUAUCCAAACCUAUGCUUUAUUCACCUUUCAACUGAGAAAGAGGACAACACCUAGACCUGGCGAUCCCAGCUUUGGAGUUGGAGAGCGUGGCAAUACCCUCCCGCCAUAUCCCUCCACUUCCGACACCUAUGGUGUACUCGCAAAGUAAGUUCAACCAUGACAGUUUGUAAACAAAUGACUUUGCACUUCUUUGACGCACUUGACGUUAUUCUGUGCUCACCAUCCGGGUGCUUGACUGACAUCCACUCGCCAUGGUCGUGUAUUAUUAGUGACCUUUUCAUACACUUCGGUGCAUAAAUCAUGUAGUCUUGUCAAAGUCUGUCAAGUUGUUGUUGUCUUAAUUGUAUUCACAGGAGUACGAACUGUAUCCAUAAAUCAUAUUUCCCUUGUCAUUAAAUAAAUAAAUAAAAAAAAAACAAUAAAAAGGAAA
Messenger RNA from Gigantopelta aegis, 3331 nucleotides. Its product is annotated as protein qua-1-like. Bases 238 to 2046 code for a protein of 602 amino acids. The record is from RefSeq and is a predicted model, not a curated record. NCBI's taxonomy places the organism in Eukaryota, Metazoa, Mollusca, Gastropoda, Neomphalida, Peltospiridae. The transcript is spliced from 4 exons.